Messenger RNA from Alternaria arborescens, 915 nucleotides. RefSeq lists its product as hypothetical. Gene Ontology annotation, molecular function: cardiolipin synthase activity. The coding region runs from base 1 to 915 and encodes 304 amino acids. The record is from RefSeq and is a predicted model, not a curated record. Gene Ontology annotation, biological process: cardiolipin biosynthetic process. Lineage: Eukaryota; Fungi; Ascomycota; Dothideomycetes; Pleosporales; Pleosporaceae. Gene Ontology annotation, cellular component: membrane; mitochondrion. The transcript has a single exon.
AUGACUGAUUGUAUACAGCACCCUUCGCCCGCCUCAACUUCCACCAAACUCGCUUCGACCCUAAAAUCCACCCUCAAACUCGACAAACCGCGCCAUGAGCAGAUUUGGAACAUCCCCAACAUUCUUACGUUUUCGCGUCUUGUCGCAACUCCUGUUGUUGGAUAUCUAAUCAUACACAACCACCAUCUAUACGCCUUCACUCUCUUCACCUAUGCCGCUUUCUCCGAUCUUCUCGAUGGUUGGAUUGCCCGGCGUUGGAAUCUCCAAACUGUUAUUGGAAGUGUCGUUGACCCCAUGGCCGACAAAUUCUUGAUGACAACUCUGGUAACGUGUUUGGCAGUGAACGGUAGUCUGCCGAUGCCACUAGCCGCACUAAUUCUAGGAAGAGAUGUCAGUCUGGCGCUCAGUGCAUUCUACUAUCGGUAUGCCAGUCUGCCGGCGCCCAAGACGAUGGCGAGAUACUGGGAUUUCAGCUUGCCGAGUGCGGAGGUACAUCCCACUACCAUCUCCAAGUUCAACACAUUCCUGCAGUUGAGUCUGCUGGGCACGCUGCUUUGCACCAAUUUGCUGCACGACCCUUCCGCCACCACAUCUGCAGCGGGGGGUUUGCUCAUGUCGAUCCAAGAUGCGCUAGGAGGUGAAGAAGGAGUUAAGACGAUGAUCCAGGGAAUUUCGGCUGUCGUCGCUAGUACGACACUGUACAGCGGCCUCGAGUAUACAUGGUCAAAGAAAGCAGUGGUUAUCUUGGGCGGAGAUGAGGCCUUGAAAAGGAAGCAAGGUUUCCGUGGUAGAAUGAUCAUGGCAGGUGGAUACGGUUCUUUCAUUGCGCUUGCAGCAUAUCUGUGGUUCAACGGCGAGGCUGAAGAGGACCUGAAGAAGGAAGCCAACAAAAAACUGGGUAGCAAAAGUGCAUGA